This is a messenger RNA of Racocetra persica, 175 nucleotides long. Lineage: Eukaryota; Fungi; Glomeromycota; Glomeromycetes; Diversisporales; Gigasporaceae. The record is from the annotation of a GenBank genome assembly.
AGAUAACAAAAUUACAACUGAAUGGAAAGCAGCUCCUAAAGUCUGCUAUUUUUGUGACCAAGAGGGACAUAUAAAAAAAGAAUACUCUCACAAAAUAGCUCAAGAAAUAGAAAGUCUUCCAAAAACUAAAGAGAAAGAAGAACCAAAAGAGGAAGCAAUAAGCAUAGAAAUAUAA